GGCCAGCAGCACCCUCAGGCGACACCCGGGCCCGCCACGGGGCUGAGCUCAGCGCCUGGAUUCCGACUCUGGGAGAAGGUUCUGGGAAAAGGGAAGCCGUGCCCGCUGUGAGGAGGAGCUGGGCUUGGGACUCCGCCCUGGAAAAAAGGCGUAACCUGAGGCCACCGAAAAGCCGAGAUGCAGACGGCGAGACAAGUUCGCUCCCAGGACCCUGGACAGCGGCGGGUGCUGGACCGAGCAGCCCGGCAGCGGCGGAUCAAUCGACAGCUCGAGGCUUUAGAGAACGACAAUUUCCAGGAUGACCCCCACGCAGGCCUUCCCCAGCUGGGCAAGAGGCUGCCUCAGUUUGAUGACGAUGCAGACACAGGAAAGAAAAAGAAGAAAACUCGAGGUGACCAUUUCAAGCUUCGCUUCCGGAAAAACUUCCAGGCUUUGCUGGAGGAGCAGAACCUGAGUGCGUCUGAGGGUCCCAACUACUUGACAGCCUGUGCGGGUCCCCCAUCCCGACCCCAGCGCCCCUUCUGUGCUGUAUGUGGCUUCCCAUCCCCGUACACCUGUGUAAGCUGUGGUGCCCGGUACUGCACGGUGCGCUGCCUGGGCACCCACCAGGAGACCAGGUGUCUGAAGUGGACCGUGUAAACCUGCAUCAGGAGAGGAAGUGCCCCCCAGCCCUUCCCCCAGCUCAUCCUCAAAGGGUAGAGAGAAGAGCCGUCCAUUCACCCAGCGAAGCUGUCCUGCCCAACCAACGGAGACCACACGGACCCCAGGGACUGUUGUAGGAUUGGUCUAACCCACAGAGUUAUAAUAGAUGUAAAUAUAAAAAGUGAUCAUAAAUGGCCCAGCGAAAAGAA
Molecule: messenger RNA, 851 nt
Organism: Arvicola amphibius (Eurasian water vole)
Lineage: Eukaryota; Metazoa; Chordata; Mammalia; Rodentia; Cricetidae
Gene: Znhit1
Product: zinc finger HIT-type containing 1
Exons: 5
Coding region: 178-639 (153 amino acids)
Biological process (GO): chromatin remodeling
Cellular component (GO): Swr1 complex
Molecular function (GO): nucleosome binding
Source: RefSeq, a predicted model, not a curated record